Messenger RNA from Hevea brasiliensis (rubber tree), 1695 nucleotides. RefSeq names its product protein DUF642 L-GALACTONO-1,4-LACTONE-RESPONSIVE GENE 2. NCBI's taxonomy places the organism in Eukaryota, Viridiplantae, Streptophyta, Magnoliopsida, Malpighiales, Euphorbiaceae. The transcript has 3 exons. The record is from RefSeq and is a predicted model, not a curated record. Gene Ontology annotation, cellular component: plant-type cell wall. The coding region runs from base 187 to 1359 and encodes 390 amino acids.
CAUUCCAUGCAAGCUCCUGGAACAGCUUAAGGGAGAGCGAAACCAAAGGGCUAUUUCGUCAUUAACUGGCAUGCCUAGUGAAGGUAGCGCCUUUAAUGCCAAUUUCGUAAUUUCUUUGAAAUGCAAGGUCUCUCUCCCAUGAAGGCAUGCAUAUAAGGCUUAGCUGAUCUCCCAGCUUUCCAUUAUAUGCAUAUUCCACAUACCUUCUCUUCUUCCAUUCUCUUGUACUUGCAAUUGCAACAGACUAAAAGAAUGAGAGGGGCUAUCUUGCUGUCGGUGCUACUGAUUGCCACCUGCCAAUUUUCCUUAUCCAUCAGGGACGGAUUAGUUAAAAACGGCAACUUCGAGCUCGGCCCCAAGCCAUCGGACCUGAAUGGCACACAGGUGAAAAAUCCCAACGCCAUACCAGAUUGGCAGAUUUCUGGGUUUGUAGAGUACAUAAAAUCAGGGCAAAAGCAAGGGGACAUGUUGCUAGUGGUGCCAGAGGGAGCCUAUGCAGUUAGGCUUGGGAACGAGGCAUCAAUUAAGCAGAGACUAAGAGUUAUAAAGGGCAUGUACUAUUCAAUCACGUUUAGUGCUGCUAGAACUUGUGCACAGGAAGAGAAAUUGAACGUGUCUGUGUCUCCUGAUUGGGGUGUUCUGCCAAUGCAAACUAUGUACAGUAGCAAUGGAUGGGACUCCUAUGCCUGGGCCUUUCAAGCUGAGUACCCUGAGGUGGAUCUUGUCAUACAUAAUCCUGGAGUGGAAGAAGAUCCUGCUUGCGGUCCUCUCAUUGAUUCAGUGGCCAUUAGAGCUCUGUUUCCUCCCAGACCAACUAAUAAGAACAUAUUGAAAAAUGGAGGUUUUGAAGAAGGUCCAUACGUGUUUCCCAACACAUCCUGGGGUGUCUUAAUCCCACCAAACAUUGAAGAUGAUCACUCUCCCCUUCCAGGGUGGAUGGUGGAAUCCCUGAAAGCAGUAAAGUACAUAGACUCAGACCAUUUCUCUGUCCCACAAGGAAGACGAGCCAUAGAACUUGUAGCUGGAAAAGAAAGUGCCAUUGCCCAAGUAGCCAGAACCACCAUUGGCAAAACUUACACCCUCUCUUUCGCAGUUGGCGAUGCCAGCAACUCCUGCGAAGGGUCCAUGGUGGUAGAAGCUUUCGCCGGUAAAGAAACUCUCAAAGUUCCUUACGAAUCAAAGGGCAAAGGUGGAUUCAAGCGUGCAGUGCUUAAAUUUGUUGCUGUUUCAAACAGAACUCGGCUUAUGUUCUAUAGCACAUUUUACGCCAUGAGGAGUGAUGACUUCUCUUCCCUUUGUGGACCUGUUCUUGACGAUGUGAAGCUGUUAAGCGUUCAUAAUCCACGACGAAUGAUGUGAAUGGGAUCGAUGAAUGACGAGAGCCACAAUUCGCAGCUAUACUAAGAAUAUAUUUUUGUUAUAUAAAGAGAUGCGAGCAAUGGGUACGGUUUUCUGUGUGAGCCUAAUAAUUUAUAUAAAUCCAAAAAUAAGAAUAUAUCAAUUUUAGGAUAGCUAUUAUAUAUAUAAUAAGAAUAUAUAUUGUGAUUUCAUGAAGUGUUAAUGUAUUUUAAAGGAUUAAAUAAGGAUAAAUUUUACUUUAAUUUUUCUUCAAUUCAUGGAAAUCCAUGUAUGCUAAAUUAUCCUUAUUUAAUUCCAGUUGUUUAUGAUUGAAUAAAUUCAUGUCUUGCAGUUCCA